Messenger RNA from Pseudonaja textilis, 2295 nucleotides. It is a transcript of the gene CARS2, whose product is annotated as cysteinyl-tRNA synthetase 2, mitochondrial. Gene Ontology annotation, cellular component: cytoplasm. Gene Ontology annotation, biological process: cysteinyl-tRNA aminoacylation. Gene Ontology annotation, molecular function: cysteine-tRNA ligase activity; ATP binding. Lineage: Eukaryota; Metazoa; Chordata; Lepidosauria; Squamata; Elapidae. The record is from RefSeq and is a predicted model, not a curated record.
AUGUUUUGCGCCCCUUUGCUAGCCCGGCCUGGCGGGAGCUGCCUGAGCGCCACCGCUUCUCCUUUGCAGCGGCUGGACGGGCGUCGGUGGUUGACUUCGGUGGCCAUCAGGGCUCCGCCUGCCGCCCCAAGGAAGCGCCAGCCGCUGGGUGAAGAAUCCCGCAGGAGAAGGUGCACUGGGGGUACCCCGGAGGUCGGGACGAAGUGGAUCAAGCCCACCGGCCAAGACACCGGGAUCCAGAUCUAUAACAGCUUGAGCAGAAGCAAAGAGCCCCUUAUCCUGGGAAAGGCCAACGUGGUGACUUGGUACAGCUGUGGGCCUACUGUAUAUGAUCAUGCACACCUUGGACAUGCUUGUUCCUAUGUAAGAUUUGACAUAAUUCGAAGAGUAAUGACAAAAAUAUUUGGAAAGGAAGUAGUGAUGGUGAUGGGGAUUACAGAUGUAGAUGAUAAAAUAAUUAAAAGAGCAAAUGAGAUGGAAAUCUCCCCAGAAACCCUUGCUCGUUGUUACGAGGAGGACUUUAAACAAGAUAUGGCUGCCUUAAAGGUCCUUCCUCCCACAAUUUACAUGAGAGUAACUGAAAAUGUUCCUCAGAUCAUUUCUUUUAUACAGCAACUUAUUAGUAAUGGAUAUGGUUAUGCAACUUCACAAGGUAAUGUUUAUUUUGAUGUCCGUUCUAGGGGAGACAGAUACGGAAAGCUAACAAAUAUUUAUCCUGAGACCCAAGAGGAAUUUGAGUUUAUUGAUAAGCGUCACAAGAAGGAUUUUGCUCUCUGGAAGGCAGCCAGACCUCAUGAGAUAUGCUGGGAUUCCCCCUGGGGGAAAGGAAGACCUGGCUGGCACAUUGAAUGCUCCACAAUAUCAAGUCUAGUGUUUGGGGGACAUUUGGAUAUCCAUACUGGUGGUAUAGAUCUGGCAUUUCCUCAUCAUGAAAAUGAAAUUGCUCAAUGUGAAGCUUAUCAUCAGUGUGAACAAUGGGGAAAUUAUUUUCUACAUUCUGGACAUCUGCAUAUUAGAGGAAGCAAAAAAAUGUCCAAAUCAUUAAAAAACUACAUUACAAUUAAGGAUUUUCUAAAAGAAUUUUCAUCCGAUCAAUUCAGAAUGUUUUGUUUGCGGACCAAAUACAGCUCAGGAGUGGAAUAUAGUAAUGAUACCAUGAAUGAUGCAAAGAACAUUCUUCACACAAUACAUUCUUUUAUAAGUAGUGCCAAUGCCUACAUGAAAGGACAGUUUGACUGUGAUGCCAUUAGGGAAGAUGAACUGUGGGAGAAACUAGCUCUUACUAAGACAACAGUAGAGGCAGCAUGUGCAGAUGACUUCGACACUCCCAGGGCUAUUCGUGCAAUUUUGGACCUCAUUCACUAUGGCAACAGACAGCUUAAAACCAUCACUAAGGAAACAAGAUCCCCUAGAAGUGCUAUUGUCUUUGGGGCCAUAGUCUCCUACAUGAUGGAAUUUUUUAACGCAGUUGGAAUCACCUUUGCUGAAAGUCAGGUUCUCCCUGAACACAAGCAUUCAGCUUUGCUCUCCAGUGUGAUAGAUGAACUAGUGAGCUUCCGGAUCAAAGUGCGCAGUUUUGCUCUUGCUACCCCUGAGGCUGAAGAAAGUCCAUCUCCCCAAAAUGCUGAUCUCUUGGAGGAAGUAAAACUGCAACAGAAAGAGGAAAGGCGGCAACAGUUGCAGGAGAGAAUGCCCCUUCUGCUAGCAUGUGACCGCCUUCGUCAAGACUUGGCCUUAUAUGGCAUCAACAUAAAGGAUAGAAAUUCUACUUCUACAUGGGAACUUGAAAAAAUCAAUAAUGAACUGGAAAAGCACUGAUAAAAAGACAGGUGUACAUUUGGAGUGAUCUUUUGUUAAUAAGAAAAGCCAGACCACAGAAUAUUGCCCCUUGGAUUGCUGGACUUUUAUUCUAAACCAACUUAAAUAAAAUACUGUCAAAAAAAUCUAGUUUGGUGAUUUGAGGAAUACAUGAGUUGAUUUACUGAUUGACAUCUGUCACUGCCUAUGUGAGAGUUACUUCAAAUGAGUCUUCUAAAAUAAUAGAAAUUAUCUAGUGAAAUCUUUGUCAGCUCUAAUGAUUCAAGCUUAUUCCCAUCUGUUAUGAUCAUAUGGUUGAAAUGAACCUCUCUACAUAUUCACACUUUUGAAUGAUUUAGACUGAAGUGUAACAUAAUUAAAGUAUGGUUCAGUUUAACAUCACCAAAAGUACCAAAUUAAGUGAAUUUUUGAGAACAGGGAUGAAUUAAAGAUUUUAUAUUUUAACAUCAAAAGUCUACUUUGUCAGGAUUAGCAGAA